GUAGCGGCGGGGGCUGGGCCGGAGCUGGGCGCGUAGGCGGGGCGGGGGAAGGGCAGGGAGCCGGGAGGAGCGCCGUGCGGGGGCUGCCGCCCGCCGGCUCCCGCCGCCCCCUCGGGAGGGUCCCGCCCUCGUCCCUGCCCCGCUCAGCGCCGCGUCAGGACUGCCCCCCGUUCCCCUCCCUCGCCGCACCGGUCCCGGCGGCCUCGCUGCCCGCGCCCGGGGCAGCCGUCCCCAUCGGGGCCCCGCUCCGCCGCCUGCGGGCUGCGCGGCCCCCGCAGCCCCCGGGCCCGGGCCCGCCGGGCGCCGCCGGGAUGAGCAGCUCGCGGAACAACCGGGUGAUGGUGGAAGGAGUCGGGGCCCGAGUGGUCCGAGGCCCGGACUGGAAGUGGGGGAAGCAGGACGGCGGCGAGGGCCAUGUGGGCACCGUCCGGAGCUUCGAGAGCCCCGAGGAGGUGGUCGUGGUGUGGGACAACGGAACGGCCGCCAACUACCGCUGCUCCGGGGCCUACGACCUCCGCAUCCUGGACAGCGCGCCCACCGGUAUCAAGCAUGAUGGGACAAUGUGUGAUACUUGUCGGCAGCAACCCAUCAUUGGCAUCCGAUGGAAAUGUGCUGAAUGCACUAAUUAUGACUUGUGCACAGUUUGCUAUCACGGGGACAAACAUCACUUGAGACAUCGUUUUUACAGGAUUACCACACCGGGAAGUGAAAGGGUAUUGUUGGAGUCUCGCCGUAAAUCAAAGAAAAUUACAGCAAGAGGAAUCUUUGCAGGUGCCAGGGUGGUGCGAGGAGUUGACUGGCAAUGGGAAGAUCAAGAUGGUGGCAAUGGGCGUAGAGGAAAGGUAACUGAAAUCCAAGAUUGGAGUGCCUCGAGUCCGCAUAGUGCAGCAUAUGUUCUUUGGGACAAUGGUGCUAAAAACCUAUACAGAGUUGGCUUUGAGGGCAUGUCUGACCUGAAAUGUGUCCAAGAUGCAAAAGGUGGCUCUUUCUAUAGGGACCAUUGUCCUGUAUUAGGUGAGCAAAAUGGGAACAGAAAUCCCGGUGGACUGCAAAUAGGUGACCUUGUAAACAUUGACCUUGAUUUGGAAAUUGUACAGUCUUUGCAGCAUGGUCAUGGAGGAUGGACCGAUGGCAUGUUUGAAACUUUAACAACAACUGGAACAGUUUGUGGCAUUGAUGAAGAUCAUGACAUUGUAGUACAAUAUCCAAGUGGCAACAGGUGGACGUUUAAUCCAGCUGUUCUCACAAAAGCCAACGUUGUCCGAAGUGGAGAUGCUGCUCAAGGUGCAGAAGGAGGUACCUCUCAAUUUCAAGUGGGUGACCUUGUUCAAGUAUGUUAUGACCUAGAGCGAAUCAAGCUUCUUCAGAGAGGUCAUGGAGAGUGGGCUGAAGCAAUGCUUCCGACUUUAGGUAAAGUUGGUCGGGUCCAGCAGAUCUAUUCAGACAGUGACUUAAAGGUAGAGGUUUGUGGAACAUCUUGGACCUAUAAUCCAGCAGCUGUCUCAAAGGUGGCAUCAGCAGGAUCCGCUAUAAGUAAUGCGUCUGGUGAGAGAUUGUCCCAACUAUUGAAGAAAUUAUUUGAGACCCAGGAAUCUGGAGAUCUCAAUGAAGAAUUGGUUAAAGCUGCUGCCAAUGGAGAUGUUGCUAAAGUGGAAGACCUUCUAAAAAGACCAGAUGUAGAUGUGAAUGGACAAUGUGCUGGACACACAGCUAUGCAAGCUGCUAGUCAGAAUGGCCAUGUCGACAUUCUGAAGUUGCUUCUGAAACAGAAUGUGGAUGUAGAAGCAGAGGACAAAGAUGGAGACAGGGCUGUCCAUCAUGCAGCCUUUGGUGAUGAGGGUGCAGUGAUUGAAGUUCUACACCGAGGCAGUGCAGAUCUGAAUGCUCGCAACAAACGUAGGCAGACUCCACUUCAUAUUGCUGUCAACAAAGGUCAUCUGCAAGUUGUGAAGACUUUACUGGACUUUGGCUGCCAUCCUAGUCUCCAGGAUUCUGAAGGUGACACUCCACUUCAUGAUGCAAUAAGUAAAAAGCGUGAUGACAUUCUUGCUGUGUUGUUAGAAGCUGGAGCAGAUGUUACUAUCACCAACAACAAUGGGUUUAACGCUCUUCACCAUGCUGCACUACGAGGAAACCCUAGUGCAAUGCGUGUAUUGUUGUCCAAGUUACCACGACCGUGGAUUGUUGACGAGAAAAAGGACGAUGGCUACACUGCCUUGCAUCUGGCAGCUCUCAAUAAUCACGUGGAAGUGGCUGAACUUUUGGUGCAUCAGGGCAAUGCUAACCUGGAUAUCCAGAAUGUUAACCAGCAGACUGCUUUGCACCUUGCCGUUGAACGACAGCAUACACAAAUUGUUAGGCUCUUAGUCCGUGCAGGUGCGAAGCUGGAUAUUCAGGAUAAAGAUGGGGAUACUCCCCUGCAUGAGGCCUUGAGACACCACACCCUGUCACAGCUCCGCCAGCUUCAAGACAUGCAAGAUGUGGGCAAGGUAGAUACUGCUUGGGAGCCAUCAAAGAACACAUUAAUAAUGGGACUUGGCACUCAGGGAGCAGAGAAGAAGAGCGCAGCAUCUAUUGCCUGCUUCCUGGCAGCCAACGGAGCUGACCUCAGCAUUCGUAAUAAGAAGGGUCAGUCUCCUCUUGAUCUCUGCCCUGAUCCUAGUCUCUGCAAAGCAUUGGCUAAAUGUCACAAAGAAAAAGUCAGUGGUCAGGUUGGUUCCCGAAGUCCAUCUAUGAUCAACAAUGAUUCUGAAACCUUAGAAGAAUGCAUGGUGUGUUCAGACAUGAAGAGAGAUACCCUGUUUGGCCCAUGUGGACACAUUGCCACAUGUUCUCUGUGCUCACCACGGGUGAAAAAAUGCCUCAUCUGUAAAGAACAAGUUCAGUCUAGGACGAAGAUUGAAGAGUGUGUAGUAUGUUCAGACAAAAAAGCAGCAGUGCUUUUCCAGCCUUGUGGUCAUAUGUGUGCUUGUGAGAAUUGUGCAAGCUUGAUGAAGAAAUGUGUACAAUGUCGGGCAGUGGUUGAGCGAAGAGUGCCUUUCAUAAUGUGCUGCGGAGGGAAAGGCGCAGAAGAUACCACUGAUGAUAUUUCAAGUGGUAACAUUCCGGUUUUGCAGAAAGACAAAGACAACACCAAUGUCAAUGCGGAUGUACAGAAGCUGCAGCAACAGUUACAAGACAUCAAGGAACAGACCAUGUGCCCUGUUUGUUUGGAUCGUCUGAAGAACAUGAUCUUUCUCUGUGGCCACGGGACGUGUCAGCUUUGUGGAGACCGAAUGAGCGAAUGCCCUAUUUGCCGAAAGGCCAUUGAACGAAGGAUCCUUUUGUAUUAAGUAGUGGAACAUGUGUCUUCUAUUAGCUUGUGAAAGAAAUACUUCUUUCCAUUUUUCAGGAUUUCUUCAACUUCGGUUUAUAUGACAGGUCUGUAUGAGAACAUAGCAUUUUCAGGUAUCUUUUAAAAACUUUUUUCUGUGAAAACGGUUGAUGCAGAUUGUCAAAAUACAGUUUAAAUAGCCACUUGUUCUUCGCUUUUGCUUUUCUGUAGCCGAUCAUUGGAAGUGAUGGUAACAGCUUUGGCAUAGGCUUGAGACUUGGCCUCUAGGGGUUCAGCCCCUAAGGUUGGUCACAAUGGAAACUGAUGUCUAUGCUGGUGUUUGGUAUUGGUGUUUUUAGACUUUGAGAAUGCUGCUUCAUGUUGUUAAUUACUUAUAAUACUUUCUAAUACAAAUGCUGUGUAAUAUCAUUAAUCUCUGUAUAAUGCACUUUGCUGUUUUAAUUCCAGCUGUAACUAGUAAUGCAGCCAUCUGUUUGCAACAGGGAUGAUGAAUCUGCAGAUUUCCUUCAGAUUUGACAAACAGUUAAAGGCAGAGGGUGCUUCUUUAUGGGUGUACUCUGUUUUAUUUAGGAAAAGAAAAAUUAGCAGCAGUAUUUGAAUAAAAAGUGAAAGCCUUCCUUUUCAGACUUGAUUUUCCACAGUACAGAAAGGCAGUUUCAGUUAGGACCAAUGUCAUUGAAGACCAUCUUCUUCCUCUUUGUGCAGCCAUAUUCAAGUCAACAAAGUAGCAUGCAUAGGAAAGCUUUUACUUUAAAUGCUUUUCUUGAUGUUUAUGAAAAGAUUUUGGCUGAAAGUUACUCUAGGGAUUUAAAUGCUUUAUUCUUUUUGCAGUUAUGAGAGUAGGCUAUCCAGAAAAUACUAUUUAAAAAAAAAAAAGAAAAAAAGGGCCAUUUUUAGCAUAAUGCUAUGAUGGAUUGAAAUUAAUUUAAAUUACGUUGGAAAUCAAGAACUAUACUUGUUGAUACUGUAAAAGUUUUGUUCUGUUACAAUACAAGACUUCAAGUUGUAGGAAACUUAAAGUUGUAGGAAGCUUAGUGUAAGAUCUACUAUUUAUAGUGAGGGUUUCUUGGGGCUUACUUAACCUGCCCUAAAGAGGAUAAGGCAAAAUUGCAUAAGAUUAGGAAAAUACACUUGUGAGAACGUACUGACUCCUAGCCACACUAUAACACCGUUUCACUGCAUUUUCUUUAGAAAUCAGUCUGCGGGGGAGGUGAGUAGACAAACUGAAAUCCGAGCCGAUUUCCCCAGUGGUGCUUGUGCAUCCUAAAAUGUAUGAGAGUUUCUUCCACAAGGGGUCAGUAGCACCCCUUUUUGUGAGAAGUUUUUUUGUAAUAUAAGCACAAAGCAAACAAGGAAUAAGGGUAAUGAUGAUUGCAUUAAUAUGUGGGUGGACCAGACCUCACUUGUCCCCUUCUUCAAGCAGGAUAAGUAUAAUUAGCUUAUUUGCUGACUUCAGUAAGCACCAUAUUCCAUCCUCUGACUCUCAUGUGACAUGAACAUUGCUACUAUUGAUUAGGGCAAAGUUCCAGUGGAGUGUUUACCUUUAGCUCUGGUUGAAAGUAUUCAUUUAGUCUAGCUUUUUUUCAGAAGCAUUCAGUUGGAGCAGAUAAACUAUAUGAGAGAGCUUGUCCAGGGGGCAGGGAAAAAGAAUUCUGGUAUGAGUGUCCCACAUACUCUUUAUGAUAACCAUAGUCUCCCUAGAUGGCUAGAGCUGAUUAAUAUUUUCUACCCUAUAGUACACAGCUUAUAGUGAAAUAUGCUUUGAAGCCUAUCAGCCUGCUCAGUGGAAGGAAUGUCCAGCUUCUCAAGGCUUCCCCGAGUAUGCAAGUUACUUGGAGACAGGAGUUUCAAGUAACUCAUUAUCUUUCCACCAAGAGGCUGAACACACCAGACAGCUAUUCCCUAGACAAAAAUUUCCAACCUUUGUACCAAAGUCAUAUUUCACAAAUAGGAAUCUUAAGUGUGGUCAAUGUCAUUCAGGUUGGCACAGGUUUUUACUUAACACUUGCUAAAUUUACAAGGGACCUUCCUUACCUUCAUGUUUGCAACUCUUCAUUCUCUCUUUUGUAUCUGUUUUUGUGUUUCAUGUCUUCAGGGCUUCUGCCCCUCACUACUCAAGUCCUCCAGUUCUUUCUUUGUCUGUUUUCAUUCAUAGCAGAACUGUGUGUUAAAUCUUUCUUGGAGUCCCUUCUCAAUGUGGUGCCUUCCUUGACUCAUUAAAAUUAAUCUCCAUUACAUUGAAGUUGGCACAGUGCCUUCAUGUAAGCGGAGUGGGGCCCCAUCCUUUUUUCUGACACCUAUCUUAAUUGCAUAUACUGACAUGAGGAAUUCCUGAAGUCAGUCUUAGCAAAAUUUGACACUAAUUUAUCAACAACCCUUAUUUCUCUAUAUUGGUAGAAAAUUAAUGGAUACCACUUAGGUGGUAGUGGUAUAUGGGUGCUUCUUUUGGUCUGGUUUCAACUGUAGUAGACGGUAUGAGGAAAAUUGGGAACAAGUAAAUGUUUAGGGUGGAGUUUGUUGUUUGUUUUGGUUUUGUUUUUCCAUUAGCUGCCUGAAAUUUCCAUUGUUACUGUAUCUCAGAUUUAUUUUUUGGUGAAGAAGUCCUUCCCAGAGAAACUCAAUUUGAAUGGAAGCUACUGUGUCUCAGUCAUGUCUGUCUUGCCCACUUAAGUUGCCUGGAGGAAGUCUGUUCAGUUUGGUAGGAUCUAUUGCAAGGGUAUGGGGGUUGUUAAAGAGAAAGUUUCCAUUGUUGGUCAUCUUGCUGCCUCUGUAGAGCAGCAUGAAAAAGUUCUGCCUCUUUGAAUGAAGUAGAUCUGAAACCACGUUUCAGGUAAUACUCUUCCUACUAAGAUUUCAUAAUCCCUACUGUUUAACAUGUCUUGUGAUACUCUGUAUGAAAGCUGUAUAAGAUAAAUAGCAAUUAUACAGCAUUUAUUUCCCAGUGAGCAUGUUAGUAUAGUUUGUUGGCUUUCAAAUACAAUGCCAUCAUUUGCCCUCUCUUCCUUCUUUGCAAUGAGACCUAUAAAAUAAAGGCUGCUUCAGAGCUAUGUAGACAAGACUCCUUUUCCUAACACAAAGGACCUAGUUAAGCUGUUCCAUGUAUAGCCUUACAAUUCAAAGCAUCAAGCCCAAGGUUUUUGACUGUAUUUGUCUGAUCUAUAGCACUGGGCACAUGAAGCAUUUAAUUCAUACUAUUACUGGGUUUUGGUCAGGUCAUUCCAAUGGGGAGUCUUCAUGUAAUUUGUUCUCUGAAACUGUUCUCCCACUACUUCAUAUGGAGUCUAGAAGCAUUUCACACCUUCUUGUUGGGAUAGAAAAGUGUGUUAAAAUAAGGAGGUGGAGAAACCUAAAACUAAACUGCAGUCGUGGGCUUAAUUAUUGGGAAUUUUGUGAGGAGGGAAACUCAGAUGGUAAAUUUGACUGAGAGUAGAGUGGUCUCUUGAAGUGUUUUAAAUUCUUCAGUUCCCUCUCUUGAGAGCUUUCGUCAUGGAUACUUUGAGUCCUGCAACUCUGCUGUCUCCUUUGCAUGGCCCACCACUGUGUAUAGGUCCCUACACAAACUCUUCCUGUGAUGAUAUCUCCUAGAAACUGAAACUAUUCCACAUGUGGAGAAGGUAAAUGUGGGAGUUAAAAGGCAGUCCCUGAUGCAGAAGUUACAAAUCUGCUGUUCUGCCUAAUACAACUCUCAUGUCCCGUGACACACACAAAAGUAAAGGAGUAAGUGAUCUUGACUUGGAUUUACUGUGAACUGUUUGUGCCUGCAAACAAGCAGCAGUGUGAAAAAGCUACUGCAGAUCGACUGCUCAGUAAUGAGCUGUGUGAGGUGCUUGCCCUGCAGCAGGCAGUAGUUGUAGGCCACUGACACUUUUAAAGUGCUGCAGCCCAGUAGGCUUGAGUGGGCCAAGCCCUCUGGGCAUCUACUUAUCCAUAAAGCCAUGUCAGCUCAGGACAAACAGCAUGGAAAUGAAUUAGAUAUUAAAAGCAUGUAUUUAUUAACAGGAUUUGGAUACCAGUUAUUUAAUUUUAGGCUUUAUCUGCUACGCUGAAUCAAAUGGUGACACCAAGAUUUGGUAAGCUGUUAUUGAGCACUCCAAGAAAAGUUAGUUGCUGGCUGAUUUCAUAGUUUUGCUUUUGCAGGAGUUAAGACUUUGAGGAGGUAGUUAAAUAGUCUUAAAACAAAACAACAACACAAGACAUCUAGACUAGGAUUUAGAAAAGGAAGUAUCUUUUUUUUUUUUUCCCCCACUUCUGUUUGGGAGCUGUGCCUGGUUUUAAUUUCCUUUGCCAAUUUUCAUUUAGCCAAAAAUGCUGCUGUAAUUGCUACUUGCUGUUGGGAUUGACCGAAACCAUACAUACAUCCCAUGCGUCUGUCCCUUCUGUUCCCCAGCACCACCCUCCCUCUCACCAAAGAGUCCUUCCAUGUGAGAAUGUACUCAUGGGGUUAUAGGAGAGCUGGUGUUAUCCUUGGUAGCUUUCCCGGGCAAGGAAAGGACUUGAUUCUCUAAUGUUGAUUUGGUCUAGUCUUUUUCUUUCUAUCUUCAGCAAUCACGUGUAGGGCUGUCUUAGUUAUUUCAGGUGACAUGUAAUUUUGAGAGGAAACCAAUGGGGGCAUUACUGCUGUGCCUGGAAUUUUCAGAUUUGGUCUGUCCUUUCCUACAAAACUUUUUCUAGGGAAGACAGGUAAGGGCUUGGGACAUCCUAGGUUAAGCUCUUCCCUGCCAUGGCCAAAUACUAACUUGGGUGAUACUCUGUGAGCUGCAGUGUUAAAAGGGGAGGUAUAGCUUAAGACAUCUUGGUGGCACAAUGCCCUGUCAGUUGUAGACAGCAGUGAGAGCAGAAGUGCAGUGCAUAUGAGUUAACGCAAUAUUUUACUAGUUAGUACCUCUGGCUCUUCUUGAAGGAUAGCUAACCUAUAAGGAGGUGAGUAGUACCACAAGGAACCUGGACACAGACAUUCCCCAAAGCUUUAGAGCAAGGUUCUCAAGCAGCUGUGUGCAUCCUUGGAUUGAUGAUCAGAUUAGAAAUGAGGGUAUCUAAAAGACACCAACUUUGAGUAUUUGAGUGAAAUUGUCCCUCCCUUUAUUAAUUUAUUUCCUCCCAAUACAGAAAGAACAUCUGAAGGAAGAAGGGAAGCUAACAAACUUAGCUCAUUUUGCUGUGAAGUGUUUAUAUACAGCAUUGGAGACCUCUGUAGAUAACUGUGAGUCUGGAUGGGGGAGGAGGGGGAGAGGGCAGAGGAGAGAGAGGCCUUUAAUGACGUGUUACGUUAUUGAUGGAAUUUCUAACCCAGAGGAGAACUGCCUGCCUCGGAGCUGAGGUCGGUAGUGUUACCCACAGUAACUGGUUGUGCUUGUUCAUAGUUAAUUUUUAUUUUAUUGCUCAGGUCAAAGAUAAGCUGGUGGCUCUGCUCAGUGUGGUGAGUAUCUGGGAAGAGCCGCGUAUUUCUGCUGAACACAGCUGCCAAAACUGGAGCAAGCCAAGGGAGAGCAGUUCUUUUGUCAGGGACAGAAAUGUGUUCUGACACAACUUUCUUAUCAAAGGGAAGGAUUUUUCACCUCAGGAGGAAGUUUGGCUGGAAAGGCAUUGGAUAAUUUCUUUUUUUUUCAGCUCUGAGGGAAGUCCUGUAUAAAUUUUUCUGUAAAUAUAAUAGUUCUGCUUCUGACUGUCCUCUGGAGAGAACGUUAGUGGCUGUAGACGUGGGAAAUAAUAAAGUUGACUAAACUGCUUUUAAUCCAAGUAAGUUAGCAAAUACACCUUGCAUGCUCACAGCCAGGAGCUAUUUGCUCUUGGUUCAUGCCAUAGAGCAAUCAAAAAAUAGUUAUCUUUUUUUUCCUAUUUUUUUAUUCCAAGUGUUUCUGAAGUUUCCCUUGAUCCUUUCCAAGCCAUCAGCUUGUAGUUAAAUUGAAACCUAGUCUUUUUUUUUGGUGAACACUUUGUGUGACGGGUGCUAUUUGCUUGUGUUACAGCUUAAACUUGGAUAGAUUUGUUUAAACAUUAAGAACCUAUGUCUGUUAUAAAGAAACUGCUCUAAUAAAGUUGAAGAAGCUGUUCCUUUUCUAAUUGAGGCCUUUAUGCUGGGUUUGGUUAGAUUUAAUUUCUGUGCGUUUCCUGAGUCUUUACUCGGACCUCUUAGUUCUGUGCUACCCCUCUUUCCUGAGUGUGAAAUGAGAAGAAUAUUGCUUGGGGAUGCUAGCAGAACUCUGCUGGUGUAGGCUAGGGAGCCUACAAAGCAUAAAUUCGUUUCCAAGUGUAUGCAGUGCUGUACCAGCUCAGCUCAGUGUUUUCCUGAUGGAAAACUAAAACCUAGUACUAGUGCUAUGUUAGCAUUGCCAAAGACCAAGUAGACAUAAAAUGAACUGAUACCUUGAGCUGUCUAAACAACAGGAAUUAUUAACUUGUAAUUAUAUGUAAAUGCAUGUUUUAUUAUAGUUAAGUAACUGCUUAUACUUUUGCGUAUUGAAGCUUUAAUGGAAGAAAGUUGUAUUGUAUACAGUUACUGAGUUGUAUUACUAAGUGAGCUGACAAAAUGCCAGCUUUUGGGUUGGGAUGUUUUUCUGAGUUGGUUUCUCGGUGAUCUUGUCAGCCCACUGGAGCACUUCAGUAAUGACUCUGAAGCUUGACCUGCCGCAGCCAGUGGGUGUCACUGCAAGCAUUAGAGUGAGGGAAGAACAGUUUUGGGGAGCAAGAAUAAAAGUUCAAGUGUAAAUGUUACUAUUUUUUUAAAGCUAGAAAUAUAGAAAAAUAGAUGCAUUAAAUACUUGCUUACUAACUGUAAGCAGUUGCCAAGAUGUUUCUUGGAGAUGCUUAGAAAAGGUUUGAAAAGCUUAAUCUAUUUAUUUUUUUAAGAUGGUCAGGGCCAGAUUGUCUGGUGUAAGAAGUGUCACGGCCAACUUGCUUUGUCAUUUUAGCCCCAGAUGCCCACUUGCUUCCUAGUGCUGUUAUGCACCUCAGAUACGAGACUGGCUUGAAAAAAGAAGAAGAAAAAAAAAAAAUUAAAAAAAAAAAAAAUCCCAGAGCAGGCUUUCCUGAAAUCCUUUGAAACCACUUAUAUGAAAUUCUUGGUGUUUGCAGAUCCAAGUGCUAAAGGUCACUCUGACUCAAAGCACCCAUCUUCCCCAGACAGCUCACCAUCCCCAAAACCAGACUAGCUCUGAAGCAAACUCCCUUUCAAGCCGGUGCCACGAGAAGAUGUGCAUAUACCCUCCUGGCCAGCCCUCCACCUCCCACCAUCACACAAACAAACCAGCUGCGCAAGCUUUGAACUGUUUACAUGAUAUACAUUACCUAACGGUGCCUGCACUUUUGGAAGGGCCCCUCUUACACAGGUCGUUGCUAAGGCUCGCGUAGUCUCUGCCUAUGUUAUCAUGAGGAUGACAGUUUAAACAGGCCUUAUCGCUGUGUAUUCAAUCAAGGUUUAUGAGGGCUGAUAAAGAUGUCACCUAGUUGCUUUGUGUGUUCAUUAAAACCCUAUUGCCCAGUAGGGCUCUGCUGUAUUAUGUUCUUUUUUCCCCUUCUUUGCUGAUUCUUAGCCGUCUUCUGAAGAGAGAGCUACAUGUAGGAAGGGAUGGUGUCGUUCUUACUUUAGUAUUUCUCAUAUUUCUAUGGGAAAGAAUGAAAAAAUCCCCCAAACAACCACACAAUUAGUAUCUGGGUUGACAUAACCCUAUCUGUAUUUAAUAUCUCGUGUUAUCGUAAUUGCUUAUUUAAUAAUUCAAUAAACUUUCCUAAGUUUAGCUUACACAUGGCAGUAAAGUGUCUUGUGUGCGCUUUAUCUUCUGUCUUGUGUUGCUGCUGAAGGUUAUGUUGCUGCUGAAGGUAGGUUGGGAAGGGGUUUGGUGCUACUCAUGAUACAAGAUGUUGGAGAUUGAGCUCCUGUUGCUGUUUUUCCUGAUAGAUGUAGACUGCAUAUUUGCAACACAGAAACGUAAACCCUGUUGACAUACUGUUUUGAUUGUCAAAGCUGAAGAAAUUAUUGCAAUAAAUAGGUGGUCAUAAAAAAUACAUCAAUAAUUUUCAGGUUAUGAUGAAUAGAACUAGAAAGUAGGCAAAGAUUAAGUCUUUGUCUUGUAAGAUCCAUUUCUAAGUGGUUUGUUGUUGUGGGUUUUUUUUCUCAACCCAUGUCCUUUUCCUAGCUGUAUUUUAAAAUAAACACUUUGUCCUAAUUGUAUCUGAUACUAUGUCCAGUUCUGCCCAUCUUCAGAAAAAUCUCAUUUCUCCAGUAAGCAGGAGUUGCUCAGUUGCAUUUUCGUUGUUUUAAGUAAAAUUUGUUGUAAAACGAAUCAGUUAUACAAAACCAUAAUGAAAAAUUAUUAGUAGCAGCUGUUUGCUGUAAAAGAGGAAAAUGCUGAAGGACUCUGUUGUCUGAAAAGAACUGAAAAUAUCUAAGAGGCACAAGACCCCAGUUCAGGCUCAGAUCAAUUGAGAUUAAGCAUGUGUGUUUAGACUCUUUUGAAAAAUGGGGAGAAACUGAAUAUUCAAUUGAUUCCUUAGAUCCCCAGGUCAUAGUAAAUUCCUAUUAUUUACACUGCAGCAUAUUGGCCCUCUCUCCAUCCUAUAAACUUUGUGAAUACUAAUGUCUGUCGGCAUUUCAGAAAUGAUUCUUUCACUUUGUUUACAAUUUUUCUGCUGCUGGCAAGCAUGGGACUAUCAAAGGCUUUAAUGCAGUGCAUGUGCAUUUCAUAAUAAAAUGUUAUUCUAUGAGGGUAAUAACACUUACUAGAGAUCAGUAAUAAAAUGAAAAACAGUGCCUCUCCACCAUCACUUGUUAACACUUCUAAUGAUUGUUUGCAUAUUAACACUAAUUUGUUAUAUGCUUCCAUUUUAGCUCUGUUCUGGCUGGCCUAAGCACGAGACACUUGUAUAUAUAAUACUUAUGGAUAGCUGUGCUGGCUACUGAUCUCUGCAAUAAAAGUUACUGUAGCAUGA
Molecule: messenger RNA, 12259 nt
Organism: Apus apus (common swift)
Lineage: Eukaryota; Metazoa; Chordata; Aves; Apodiformes; Apodidae
Gene: MIB1
Product: MIB E3 ubiquitin protein ligase 1
Exons: 22
Coding region: 312-3332 (1006 amino acids)
Biological process (GO): protein ubiquitination
Cellular component (GO): cytoplasm
Molecular function (GO): ubiquitin-protein transferase activity; protein binding; zinc ion binding
Source: RefSeq, a predicted model, not a curated record